Messenger RNA from Trichobilharzia szidati, 10933 nucleotides. NCBI's taxonomy places the organism in Eukaryota, Metazoa, Platyhelminthes, Trematoda, Strigeidida, Schistosomatidae. The record is from the annotation of a GenBank genome assembly.
UUCUCAAGUAUAUCUUACUUUUGAUAAAAGCAACACUUUGUUACAACCUGUGGUAAAACCUAUGAUAGAAGUCUGAAUUGAAGGUGGUGGCAAUCCUGUCUUAGCGACCAAUCGAUUUUCUUCUCUCCGUUCACAACACAGGCAUAAGUUGAAUCAAACUAAAAUAUUUAUUUGAUUCUAGGCUGUCUACAUUGCGGUCUGGUAUUGUCGCGCUCUGAUGUUAUGCUUGGAUUUCGACGCUGUAUACUUAACUUACAAUUUAAUUCAAGUUGACGAUUAAGUAAUGCGUGUAACACGAUAUUUGUGGAUUAAUAAUUUACCUGCCCGUGUAACUGAACAAGAUAUUCGUGAUGUUUUACAAAGUCAUGGAAAAAUACAAAGUGUACGCAUACAUGAGCACGAUGGAAAUAACGGUGCUGUUGUUGCGUUUGUUGAUACUAAAUCUGCAACACGAGCUGUGGAAAGUACUGUUCGACUAAAAAAAGUUAAUUUAUCUCUUCAAUACUGUGAAUCAUCGGGUAUCCCUGGAAAUAAUAGUACAGAACAACUGUCUACUUCUGCGGAUUAUACUCAAACAAGCAACACUAGCCUUUUUCAGUCAGAUGGUAAUUAUUCACAACAAAAAAGUCGAUCUGUGAGUACCGUUAGCGACUCCAGUUCUGUAUUUCAUGAUCCGGACAGUAAAGAACAAUCCCAAACCUGGUAGAUUUCUCGAAAUCCGUUUAAUUGACACUUUUAUUAAAAUAGUUUAUCAAAUACUGCGACAAAUCGAAGUUAUUCUAAGGAUUCUAAAGCAGCCAAUAUGAACACAAGUCCUCAUCCUCAAAAUGAACACCGUGGAUUAAAAAUUACUCAUCUUCCUUUGCGUUCAUCAGAUACAAAUUUGCGGGAAGGAUUGUUUCAUGAAUAUAAAAAGCAUGGAAAAAUCACCUCUGUGUUCGUUCGGGGACAAGAUGAGGAGCGUAUCUGCAUAAUAACAUUCAAAAGGAGUGAGGAUGCCGAAAGAGCACUUGCAUCAUCAAAGGGUAAAGUGUUUUUCGGUACUCCUAUAUCUGUGCAUCCUCACGAAGGUUUAAAUGCUGAAGACCCUGAUCUAUGUCCUCCUGAACACGCUUUAGAUGAAUAUCAUCCGAAAGCCACUAAGACUUUGUUUGUGGGUAAUCUGUGUUCAGGCACAAUAACUCAGGACGAACUUCGUCGGACUUUCCGUGGUUAUGGUGAAAUAAUUGAGAUAGAUAUUAAAAUCCAAGCAAACCAACCCGGAACGUCAUAUGCAUUUAUACAGUAUGGAGAUAUUAAAAGUGUUGUUCGAGCAUUGAAAGAUCAAGAAACCGUGCGUGUCAACGGAAAGCCUGUUAAGUUAGGUUUUGGUAAAAGCCAGCCUACAAAUGUAGUUUGGCUUGAUAACUUGUCACCAACUAUUAAUGAAGCUUUUCUAACGAGACAGUUUGGACGAUAUGGUCAGCUCACACAUGUGGUUUUGGACAGAAAGUCAAUGAGAGCUCUUCUGUACUUCGAUAAUGUUGAAGUAGCUCAACAUGCAGUAAAUGAAACUCGCAAUCGGGCUCUUGUUGGCCGCAAAGUGCAGAUAGAUUACGCAGGAUAUGAGUGUCAAGUUGCCUUCAUGAGGAAACUGGCCAAGCAUGACAGCUUUGGACAAGUUUAUGAAAACUAUAAAGAACGGUUGCAAGAAGUUCUGUCGCUUUUACCAUACGGAGGUGUUAUGCCCUAUCUUGGAGAUCGACAAAGGUACUUUGGCGAUGGUCAACGAGAUCAUUUUCCAAGUGGAAAUACAAAGUUUUCUUAUAGGAGAUCCAACUGCAUUCGUAAUAGUCCGGUGGAUCGUUCUCUAAAGUAUGAACCAUCCUCUAAUAGGAACAAAUGUAUGUCACCGAUAUCCCCCCGCAGCCGAUCACACCUAUCAUCUGAUCGUAGGCGAACAUUUAUUACCAGUUCUCCUGAUGAACCAAGACUAUCUUGUAACUGGGUCGGCUCACAUAGCAGUCGGAGUUCGCACUUAAAAAAUGUACAAAGUGAAGAUAGGUCAAGUAUGGCGCCUCACAAAAAGUAUCAACAUGGGGAAAUUCCUACCAAAUCAAAGACAUCACGGCAUGUACCCCACGCUGAUACUAAGUCUAAUUCUAACUAUCGUCCACAUAUUGAUCAGUCGUGUUCGCGAAUCAAAGGUCAGUUACUUGAAGAAACAGAUGAUAUCAGUAGUGGUUCAUUUUCUUCAGGAUUUACAAAUGAUGACAGCAUUUGUGAAACCUCCUCUUUGAGACAUAGCAAUAGCAGCUCUGAUUAUUCAGCACCAACGUCAAAAUUACCGUCACACGUAUCUCGCGAUCAUGUUUUAGGUGGCGACAAACGAAAAAACAUAGAUGCUGAUAUUUCAGUCCAGAAAAAUGCUCGUUCUAGCCGUCAUGAGACAGUUCCUGUAGAGGAUUCACCCUACUCAUCAAACAAAAAACAUGCUCAAAGGUCAAGGGAGAGUGCAAGCCCACAACUCCGAACAAAUUCAACUCGCACAUCUCGUUUGUCCUCAUCACACCAUCGCACAAAUUCAGUAUCAGAUAGAAACUUGAGUCGCGGAGAUAGUAGUCAUGAGCAUUUGGAAGAUAGCAUUAAUCAAAAGCAUAACAAAACUAAUAUGCAUUUCCAAAGUAGAAUGCUGAUAAAAUCUUCUGAUAAUGAUUAUAGUAGUCCAAGUUAUACCUCGUCAAAAUCGAAGCGAGUUUUGCUUUCAUCAGUUGCCUCAGCAUACAAAGAUCCUGAAUACUCCAAACAGUCAAACACCACUAUAAGCCCUGUAUCACCUGAUGAUUUUCACUAUCAUAAAACAGAGGAUACAUAUGCACGUGUUACCAAUAGCUCUGAUCUUCCUAUCGCAGCAAAAUCGCAUGAUACUUUAACAAAACUUGAAAUGGAAAGAGCCAAAUUGCUUAGAGAACUUUCUCUACUUAAUAAUGAAGUUAUUGGUGGCAGCAGAGGAAAAACCAUCAACUAUACAAAUAAUGUUGAUGACUCUAAGAGAAAGCGUGCUCGGUCGUCUUCAAUGUUUCUCGGUGAUCUGCCGUCACCAAAGUUAAAAUGUGUUGAUAGUGGUGCUAAAUGUGAACUAGCACCCAUCCAAAACCCUAUCUUUACCAAUGAGGAGUUGAUAAAUCGUGGAACCCGAAAAUUCACUUCUAAUUCUCAUUCUAUGAAACACAUGGCAACUGUGCAUGAUUCAAAAUGUUCACUUCCCACUUCUACACAAGGUACUGGUGACAUGCAUGCCUAUGUUCCACCAAUGGAUAGUCAUUUUAGUCGAAGUGAUGCAGCGUCACCUAGUCAAAAGACCUCAUUGACCAAACCCUCAAUGUAUAACGCUCAUAAUAGUUCUCGGUCUGUAGUGCCUGAGAGUGUUAUGCCUAAUAGUUCCAACUUCUCAGUUAGUCGACAGACUGUCUUGAUGACAUCUUCCCCAAGGAUGAUUGUUCCCCCUGAACCUACAUCGCCGAUGGUACACAUUACACCUCCCAGUUCACCACUAAUUAUGGAUAAGUCAUCAUAUGCUUUCACGCCUAAUGCUACCUUUUCUUCCUCCCUUUCCGCAACUUCGAAUUCUGGAUCCAUUUCGUCUUCGCUUGCUAAUUCUUGCAGUAGAGAUCCUCGUCUGGCUAUUUUUCACAACCAAUUGUCCAGUGAUAUCCCUCCACCCCCACCAGAAACCUUCAAAUUACCAUUAUGGGUUGAUACCUCACCUCAUACAGAAUUGAUUUCUAAUUCAGUCACGAACCGUAUACUAAAAGCUCAGUCUCCACCUUUCACCAAAUCUCUUUGUGACGUUGAACAUGAUAUUUCUACUCAUGAUUCAAAUGGUUGUUCAUUGGAUGAACGUAUUAGACUUUUGGAUGUCCAGCUAAUGAAAUCUGAAAAGGCUCGACCCACUGUGGAUUACAGUAAGUUUCGUAUCAGACGUAAAGCUGAACCUAAUUUGACUCCACAAUCUUCACAGAGCACUAUCGCAACACCAUGCAUUUCAGGAAUUUCAGUUGUUUCUUGUUCACCGCAUUCUCCUGUUUUAACCGUUUCAACAUUUUCUGUCAGUAAUCGCAAUGAACUUGCGGUCUCAGAUGCUGUUAAUUCCGGUCUACCAGUCUCUUGCACAUCAAGUAUAUUACCGACAUCCCCUAUUCUGUCUAAUGCUUCAUCAUUAUCACUGAUUAAACCAGCGGAUACUUCGGAGUUCGUGAAAAGUAUGCUAUCUUUCUCCAAGCCCUCUCCCUCAACUCCUUGCAGCGAUCCACCGAAUAAUUUUUUUGCAAACGAAGUACAACCUGCUGCUCGACAUCCUGUCUCAGUUCCACAAUGUACAAACUCCUUUCUUUCUCGCCUGCCUCGCUCAUGUAUUAGUAAUAGCACGUCUGCAAUGAGUCCUAUACAAUCAUCCAUUUCUAAUUACAAUAAGCAAACAAUUUCAAAUAACCGUAUUCAUCCCAACGCCUGUAAUGUUGAACACAGUUCACUAUCUGGAGCUCAACCUGUCGGUGUGGCUACCAGAAUGCCAUCUGUAAGGUUAUCUUCUGGACCUGAUGCUUUAUCAAAAGUUGAAGAUAAUGAAUUAAUCACAAAGUGUACUACUAAGUUCAGCACAAAGAGAGAGAAUUUGGAUUAUAUAGAAAAGUACGAAUCUGAGAUUUUACCACAAUCUCACACGAAUACGUCGACCGACCUGAAUACAGGUUUAUCAUCACUCAUUACUGAUAGUCAAAAAGGUACUGAUGUAUCCAGCAAAGUCUCUGCAUAUGCUGUUUCUCCUUUAACAGGAUCAACUAAUGGAGUUCCUUUGAAAACGAACCAGAAACCUGUAAAUUCCAAUUCAAAAUCGUCGCCUCGGGAUGAUAUUAUCAGCAGUAAUAAAUGUAAAUCAGCAUCCCUUUCUAACUCAACGCCAACUAACACUAAAAAACUUCAGAAACAUGAUUCUUCAAGGUCUGUCUUAGAUGAUUUCGUGUUCCAAAAUUCCUUAGGAGCUGUUUCAUCUAAAGUUAGUCGUCCUAAAAAGGCUCAGGUUGAUUCAUCUUCUGUAUUACCUUCAAAAAGAAAAUGCUCUACAGCAUCUGAAUCCAAAGAAGGCUCUAUCUCCGAUGCCGAUAAAAAAGUACCAGAGAAUACUUCGGUACCAAAAGGUAAGGUUUCCGAGAAAAUGUCCUGCAAAAAUAUAUCUAAGAAAUUACAGUCAACCACUGAUGGUGCUCCACAAAAAGAGAGUGUUUCAAAUUGCAAAGCUAAAUCUGGUGGUGAUGGCAAUCGCCUAGCACCUGCUUCCAACAACCGUUCUAUGCUCUCCUCAGAGAAGAAAAUAGUUUCACCGUGUUCGAAGAAAAAGAAAAGCGUUCGAGAUAUUAAAAAGAAGAUUAUUGAUAGUGAAGAUUCUGAUUGGGAGCCAAAUGCAAUUGAAGGUUCACACCCGCGUGAUUUACUUGAUGACGAUUCACUAUCUGAGUCUCGCUUUGAGUCAAUGUAUGAUAAGAUUAAACGUCGUGCUAACCAGAGUACAACAAAGUCGAGCGAUUCACUGGUAAAAACAGAUGUUUUGCAGCGUUUCUUAAAGGUGAGAGGUAAACAGUCUAAAAAGGAUUCUCAAAAGUCUCCAGCUGAUUCUGAUACAGAUGAAUGUUUGAGCGAUGGCUCGUCUAGUCACUCUGACUGCACUUCCAUAACAUUAUCUAAACGUUCUGCGAAAUCCAACUCCUCAACAAAUGAAACUGUAUUAAAACCUGUUAAACAAAAAGUUUCAACAUCAAGUGGUGCAAAAUCCUCACCCCUCCCCACUCUUUCACCAAAGCGGAAAAAAUUGGCUUCUGAGUCUGAUGUUUCAACUUCAAAUGAAUCUUCACAAAAAACUCGUGGUCGAAAAGGCAAAAAGUCUAACGUUUCUAACGUACCCAGAACGACUCAAGUUAGGCAUCAACACAAAGAUGAGCAACAGAAAACUAGCACUUCAGGUGGUCGAUCAACUACUCGUCGUAAAAAAUCAUGUGCUCAAGAAGAUACCUCUGCUCAUGAAAGUGAAAGUGCUUCAGGCUGCACAACUUCAGCUGCGGCUUCGAAAGUUAAAAAACAGAAAGUAGUGCCAACUGAAAAUAAGAAACGUCUCUCAGUGAAGAAUACUCAUCGUAGCUUGGUGCAUCGUGUAUUUGCUUCAACAGAUUCCUCUUCACUUUCUUCUUCUGUGAUGUCUGAUUCUUCCGAUGAUGAAAUUUCGAAAUCGAAUAGUCAGGUCUCUAAAUCAUCCAUAAAAGAGAAAAUAAAUGACAAGGAAAUGACUCAAGAGGAAAAUGAUUGUCAGUCUAUGUUAUCGAAGUCUCCAUCAUCACGUGUGAGUCGUUCGUGUAGUCCUGAAGAUUUACGCGCAGAUGCUGCUAUUCGUCAUACAUUUGGAGCUUUUACCGCACCAUUUUUAAGCCUUAAAAAUGACCUGCCACACACCUCAGGCAUUAAGCAAAAUGUUCCUCAAACUGAUAUGGCCUUGAAAUUUUCACCUAAUUCGGAAGACUCAAGACCAACACCACCUACCCUUCCAAUGACUGACUCUAGUUUUAGCGGUGAUCAACAGUCUAAUGGUGGGAAUAUUGCGAAGCGACAAACACGUGAUCCUAGUGAUUGGAAUAUAUUUUCCUCACUUACUAAACAGUCCACACCGAUAAAAGAUGACAAUAUACAUCAGAAUUUAUCUUCAUCACCCAUGCAUAUGAUUGAGGGUGAUAACACACCAGCAAAUGUUGCAGGUGAUACAUCUUAUGAUACAGAAGACGAAUUGCCUUCUCUAGAAAAGCAUGAUGAGGAUGAAGUAAGCAACCCUUAUGAGUCAUCUAUUUUACUGCAUGAAAGCGAUAGUUUUAUUAAUCGUGCUGAAAGCUUAAAUGUCUAUAACGAUGACGAUUUACCGCCUCCUGUAGUUUCAGAAGUUGAUCAUCAACUUAGUUAUUCAGACGCUGCACCUGUAUCAACUGCAACCGUUCCAGACAUUAUUGAGGAAGUCAUUUACGAUGGCUUAGAAGUGCCUGUUUCAGAAGAAGGACAUCCGACAGCAAAUGCAUCUAUGAAAAGCAACUCUUGUAAAAAUUCACCAAUUAUUGACAAGGCUUCAAGUAAUAUUCCUCAUAAUUUGGUGGAAAUAACCGCAAAUGAUGAAUCAGAGCACCCUUCUUUUGACACAGUAGAUAUUCCCCAUGCUGAUGUUGGUAGUUUAACACAAAACCUUUCUUUAGAUGGCACAUCAUUAGUCACUUCAACUGUUACGACUUCAGUAAACUCAGCGACUGUUCAGUCAGCUGUUUUCACUCCAGUGGCUGUAUUGUCUGCGACUGAGCAAACUAAAGAUUCGCAAGCUGUGUUAGUUACUAUACCUACAACUGUCUCCACCAAUCUGAAUUCGCCAAAGUAUGCAUUGGUAACUGAUGUGGAAACUUCAGUUUCAUAUUCUUGUUCAUCACUAUCACCUAGUAUCAAUUCAGUUUCUCAAUCUCAUGUUGCUGUUAUAUUGCCAACAACCAGCAUGUCAGUUUCUAGGAAUUCACCGUCCACUGUAGCUUCAGCUGUUUUAGACUCACAUAACAGUGCAACAUCUGUUUCGUCAGUUCCUAUAUCAGGAGACUCUUUUAUGUCUCCAUCUUCAGUCAGCAGUGUUAACUUAACCAAUGGUCAGUUGCUAUACUCUUAUACAACCCAGACAGACCAAACGUUGACAUAUCAUUCACUAACUACUGGAAUCACUACAUCUGCUUGUACUAAUUCAUCACUGGAAAAUAGCAUUUCUUCAUCUUACCCAUGUCUAUCAUCAACAGCUCAAGUAGGUAAUUCUACUUUUGAUCCAACUGACUUUACGUCAUAUGUCCAACGUGUAAUUGAACGUGUAAAACAAGAGAAAGAUGAAGAAAUUAUGCAGCAGAGAGAAAAGGUGAAACGUCCUAAAAGAAAUACUUCUUUGACAGUUACUUCUGCCUUAACAAUGUGUUCAACUACAAAUGGCACCAGCACUGUUAUUAGUGUCACCAGUCCUUGCAUUUUUUCGCCAACAACAAUAACUCUUCCUACUGUACCUGUUGUACCCUCGAUACCAACAGCUGAUGUCCCUAAAUCCCAAAAUAUAGUUAUUUCCGAUGAUAAAAAUGUGAUAGUGUCUAUGUGUUCUGUAAAUAAUUCUACUACUCAAGACACUCAUUCGAGUGGUAUUAAGAGUAUAAUCAGUCCAAAUCAUCAACCUCAUAGUGUUUUGGACUCACCAAUUACAACAAGUGCACAGCAAAUCACAGCAGAUACUUAUGCUGAACAGAAUCUACUUAAUUCUGGAUGUAAUACAUUUGGCGAUGAUUCCCAGUCUCGAGAUAAAGUCGAUAACACUAUUGAAGCUGUAGUAAAUGGGGAAUUCGAUGAAAAGGAGUACGUGCUGAAGAUAUUAAAAGGAACGUUUAUUCACAAUGGUCAUUGUCGUACUUUAUCUGGUAGUGUUGGUUCUCCAUCCAGUCAAUCCGAUAUGCUCACAUUAGUACCUGAAGAUUCUUCAGUUAAGAACGAACAUUAUCAAUCUAAUGUUUCGGAAUCUGUUUACGUGGGAUCUCCUACCUCUACGUUUAACGUUGGUGUUCACUCCUCCUGCCCUGUACCUGUUAGCAAAGCGGUUCCAGAUCCCAUAAGUUCAAAUAAUCAGUCUUCAGGAGUUUUGACACCUAUGCAUGUAUUGACUUUUGUUGCUGCUAAUGCUUCAACAUCCUCAUCGCAACAUACAUCCACAUCAUCUGUUACAAGUCCGGAUGCAGCUACUCAAGCAGUAUCAAACUUAACUACUUCUACCCAUCAACUACCACCUACUUUAAGCUCCUCUAAUUCUGGCUUGGAUAAAGUUACCGAUGUAACUCCACUUGCAUCUUAUACAGCCAUUCCUAAUUCCACUGACUCAUCUAAUAAUUCAACAAAUACUCGAAUCGGAGAGUUUGCAGCUCGUCUGGCCAACAACCCCUUCACUACGUAUUUCUAUUCAUUACUAACUCAGAAGCAGUUAAGUCCAUCAUCCCUUAGUCCAUCUAUUUCAUCUAGUGAUCCUCUCUGUCAACGUCCAAAUGAUAACAUUACAUUGCCGUUAUGUUCAACCACAACACUUAAGAACUUGUCCAUUCCGAAUGCAUCUGUCAGUGGUGAUACAGCAGAUUACCUGGCAGCAGCUACUAUGGCUGCUAUGGCCGCUAUGGCUGGUCCAACACAAGAUAUGACAUCAUUUGGUCAAACUGGAUCAUCUUCAUCUUAUUCUGAUUCCAAAGCUGCAUUGUCCGAGAGUCAAUUUUUGCAAAUGUGGUCAACUGCACACUUACGAAUACAGGAGUAUCCAGUUAUUUGGCGAGGACGUCUUUCUUUAAAAAAUGAAGAAGUUUUUGUCAAUAUGCAUUAUAUUAGUGGCAAUCAAGAUUUACUAAAAAGUUGUAUGGGUGUUAUAGCUGAACAACAAGUGGCUUUAAGUAAUAUUACUACCAGUGCUAGUUCUAUGGGAUCGUGUUUAACAACUGAUACUCCUGGAUCUCUACAUCAACCUUUAAAGAUAGUACAACGAAUGCGUUUAGAAGCUUCCCAACUGGAAGGUGUACAAAGGAAAUUACGUCAACUAAAUGACUUUUGUAUGUGCCUUACUCUAGCAACUGUUCCACCGUUAACUCCAGAAGCCUCUGUUAGUAGUGAACAAAUUCGAAUGAAUAGAAUACUGUGUGAUGGAUUUAUUAAAUAUAUGCUUGACAAAUGUGCUGCUGGCAUAAUCAAUGUUUGUCAUCCCUGCACGCAACAAAACUUGUACGUUAUUCAUAUAUUUCCUCCCUGUGACUUUUCACGUUGCCAAUUACAAGUAUGCGCUCCUGCUCUUUCUCAUACUCUAAUGGAAAAUUCAAUCCCCCAUGUACUAACUGUGAUCACAACAGUAUAAAACAAGAUGCAUUUACUACUUCACAAUCUGUUACAAAGAUUUAUUUAUCCGUCAAUUAUAACGUGUCAAAUGCUGGAGGAUCACAAGUACUGGUUGAAUUCCCUUCAUAAAAGUUGGCUGACUAAUCAAUGAAGAUCUCAGUUAGUGCCUGUCUAUCAAAAUGUAUUGUAUAUUUUUUUCUCAAACUUUACUGUUGGUUACACAAGUAAUCUUGAAACAAAUAUUUAACUAGAAGUAUGUACUCCUUCUCGCCUCCCUUCUCCGUAUUAUUACAUACGGUGAGAAAUGUCUUCAUUGCACCAACCUCUUCCGCAGUAAUCCUCAAUGCUAAUUUUUCGUCGAAAAAUGGAUUGGGCUUUUUUUCUAUUUCACUCGUCCACCCAAAGUUUUGUGCACUAACUGUGAUGAUUACCUUACUUUUAUUCCAACUUACUUGUAAUACCUGGUAGAGUUGGAUUUUUAUCACUAUUUGUAUAUAGAAUGCGUGUGUGAGUGAGUGUGUGUGACCCCUAUCCCUUCACCUUAAUUGAGGCAGCUAUAUUUACUGAAUAUGUGUAUAUUAUUACAUAAUGUGUAUAUAAGUAUACUUUUCGUAUUAUUGACAUGUUUUUAAAUGCACAGUUUACUAAUGUAUAUGUACAUAUAUAUAUAUGUGUGUAUGUGUGUAUUUACCUGUUUAUGUUCAAUGGCAUGACUAGUCAGAUUGUUUAUAAAAAUGAUACACUUUUUUUCGGAGGAAAUUGUUUUAUCUUAUUGCUUUCCACUCUUUUUUUUCUUCUCAAAAAAAGAAGCAGUUAUAACCAGAAUUGAAAUGGCUUACUCUGAUUGCUUACUUACUUACUUACUAAGCACAGUUACUAUUCAUGCCUUUGCAAUUCUUCUAAUGGGUGUUAUGUCAAUACGAAAUUUCACGUCAUUUCAUUGUACAAAGUUUGAAAAGAUAUACAUAUAGUUGUUAUGAAUUAAGUUUUUGUACAG